GUCAGCGACUCUUUUUACAUUCUAGAAUGCUACAAAUUUUCGCCUACUGUGGUCUUUCCCUUGUUUCACCUUUAUUCUGGUAUUGUUGUUGCAUUUGACGAUUUCUAAGUAACCUGUACGUUGCCGUUUUGUGCUUCUACGCAGCUAAGAACUGCUCGUAGUUCACUAAUAAGUUGUGCGAUCUAGUAUUAGUAUGAGAACUUUGUCGUCGUGUCAAACAUUCCUUCAAAAUGCAAGCUCUUUACGACGCUUCUAGCCGGGUUCAUGGCGUACUGGAGAGCCUAAUGGCUUUCGCUUGUGGCCGCAACCGUGCGGUAGUUAAGGCUGAUGAUACUACAGACAG
Messenger RNA from Amoebophrya sp. A25, 343 nucleotides. Lineage: Eukaryota; Dinophyceae; Syndiniales; Amoebophryaceae. The record is from the annotation of a GenBank genome assembly.